Molecule: messenger RNA, 1581 nt
Organism: Leopardus geoffroyi (Geoffroy's cat)
Lineage: Eukaryota; Metazoa; Chordata; Mammalia; Carnivora; Felidae
Gene: ZSCAN9
Product: zinc finger and SCAN domain containing 9
Biological process (GO): regulation of transcription by RNA polymerase II
Molecular function (GO): RNA polymerase II cis-regulatory region sequence-specific DNA binding; DNA-binding transcription factor activity, RNA polymerase II-specific
Source: RefSeq, a predicted model, not a curated record
GCCCCCCGCGGCCGGCAGCCCCCUCGGUGCGGCGCAUUGUUCCGGCCGGCGCGCUCCCGCAGACGCCGCGUCGGCGCUCUCCGUCUCCCUGCAGCGUCCAGCUCCCUGAUUUUUACUGCUCAAGAGGGAACCUCUCAAGGUGCUUCUAAAACACGACUCCAGCUGGAGGGUGCUUUGUAAACUGUUCAAAGUCAGGAUGAAUACAGACUCAAAGGAGGUUUUGCCCAUGGAUGUACAUGGUCCUGAGGCUUGGGAAGAACUGACCGUGAAGGUGGAGACGGAAAGUCGCCUCCAGAUGCAGGAAUCCAGACUGAAACGUAGCAGUCCCCUGGCGAGGGAAGUCUUCCGAACGCGCUUUCGACAGCUGUGUUACCAGGAAACUCCUGGACCCAGGGAGGCCCUCACCCAGCUCCGCGAGCUGUGCCGCCAGUGGUUGAGGCCUCAUGCCAGCACGAAGGAGCAGAUCCUGGAGCUGCUGGUGCUGGAGCAGUUCCUGACCAUCCUGCCCAAGGAGCUCCAGGCCUGGGUGCAGGAGCACUGUCCAGAGAGCGGGGAAGAGGCUGUGAUUCUGCUGGAGGAUCUGGAGAAGGAGCUCGAUGAGCCACAACUUGAGAUGGUAGCCUACGGACAGGGACGAGAAGUCUGCUCUAGAGAGACGGUGCCUCUAGGCGAGCAGACAUCACUGAGCCUUCAGUCCCAGCCCGAGGAGCCCCAGCUCCCUCGUGACACUGCCCAAGAGUCCCGCCCUACUGGAGAGACAGACACAUUUCUGUUUUCCACACCUGUUGUCCUCCCCCAGCUAAAAGGAGCAGGAGAACCGUGGUCUGACAACAGAGGAGCCCUACAAGGCGCCUGUUCUGAUGGAACGAGCAUGGCUGAGGACAGAGAAGUGGUGCCGAGGAAAGGCUGUCCUAAGAUAGCGGAGUCCCGCGGGGAAGUCCUUUCCGCACAGACCUGGGAGGAGGCACGCGGGGGGCCCGGGCCUGGACAGGGCUGGGCAGAGGGGCGCCGGGGCGGCCCCCCGGGGCGGGGAUGGCACACCUGUGACGAGUGCGGCAAGACCUUUGCCCAGAAUUCGGGCCUCACCCGCCACCGCAGGGUGCACACGGGCGAGAGGCCCUACGCGUGCGGCGAGUGCGGGAAGGCGUUCAGCCGCAGCUCGGGGCUGUUCAAUCACCGCGGCAUCCACGACGCGCACCGGCGGUACCGCUGCCGGGAGUGCGGGAAGGCCUUCAGCCAGAGCGCCGGCCUCAUCCAGCACCAGCGCAGCCACCGGCCGGAGCGGCCGCACCGCUGCGCCCAGUGCGGGAAGAGCUACGGCCGGCGCUCCUUCCUCCUGGAGCACGAGCGCAGCCACACGGGGGAGCGGCCGCACCGCUGCGCCCGCUGCGGGAAGGACUUCACCCGCCAGUGCAACCUCAUCCGCCACCAGAAGACUCACGCGGCCGCCGCGCCGCGGUGACUCUGGGGCGCGCCUGUCCCUGGUCCCGGGCCCGGCCCCCGGGGAGGGGGAGGCCAGGAAGCGUCGUCUUCUCGCCCCCUCCUCGCGUUUCGGAGCCGACGCUGAGCCGUGAGCCGUGG